CACACAGCUGGAUGGAAAGCGUUGACUCUUCAGCUGCAGACAGAAGGAUGUGAAUUAUCCACAUGUCUCCCAGUUUGUCACUGAAAACAACGCUGUAUGGUGUAAAUAACGACUGGAAACGAACACAGUUGAAUUUUAAUGAAUUUAUCUUGAUAUUUGCUAACAGUCCAGCCGGCUCCUGAGCUGCAGACAGAAGUCAUGAUGGAGUCUAUCUUAGACAGUUUGGCCGCAGAGAAACUCUAUCAGUCCGGAGGGAGCAACCUGUUGGACCUGGAGGAGCUCAGCGACGGAGACUUCCUCACUAACGUGCCAUUCUCCGGCGACCAGAUGGACGACUUCAGCAGUGAAUUAUUCAGCAGUUUCUUUGACGACCAUCUAUUAGAGCGGCCCAUCGUGUCAGACAGACCUUCACCUAUAAGCAUGGAUAUGGAUGACAGCAGCCCAGAUAUUCAAGCGGAGCACAGCUACUCUUUAAGUGAAGACUCCGCCCCCCAGAGCCCAGCCCUGUCAAUCAAAAUGGACCACGAGUCUGAAUUUGAAUGGAGCUUCAGUCAGGACCUUUCGGCCAUCUUGGUGAAACAGGAGGAGCCGGAUGUGGGUCAAAGGUUAGAUCCUCAGCCUCACGAAGGCCCGCCCCUCAUAUUAAGCCCCGCCCCACCACACAGAGGGUCUCCAUGGAAACACACGGAGCCCAGUCCAGACAGCGUGAAGCCCGUCGCCAUAAAAGAUGAACCCAAAGAGAUUGGACAGUACCUCAGCCUGCCCAGCGAUGACGCUCUACAGCUCCCGCCCACCCCUCCCAGCAGUAACCACGGCGACAGUGACGGCUCCCUGCCCCCGUCCUCCCCCCCACUCACCCUGCCCCCCUCCUCCCCUCAGCCGACGCAGAGGCCAGGAGGUCGCGCCUGUUCAUCCUCCUCUUCCUCAUCCUCCUCUUCCUCCACAGCCAUCUCCUCCUCACCUCUGCUCACCGCACCACAUAAGCUGCAGGGCUCAGGGCCGCUCCUGCUGACAGAAGAAGAGAAGAGGACCCUGGUGGCAGAGGGUUACCCCGUACCCAACAAACUCCCUCUCACUAAGAGUGAAGAGAAGGCACUGAAGAGGGUCCGACGGAAGAUCAAAAACAAGAUCUCAGCUCAGGAGAGUCGGAGGAAGAAGAAAGAAUAUGUGGAAUGCCUGGAGAAAAAGGUGGACAGCUACACGUCAGAAAACAGCGACCUGUGGAGAAAAGUAGAAAACCUGGAGACCGCCAACAGGUCUCUCCUACAGCAGCUGCAGAAGCUUCAGUCUCUCGUUACAGGGAAAGUCCUGCCUCGCUCUUGUAAAAUUGCCACUACUCAAACGGGGACAUGCCUCAUGAUGGUGGCCGUGUGUUUUGUCCUGGUGUUGGGCUCCUUCUCUCCCUGCUUCUCUCCUCUCUCCUUCCUCACUCACACCUCUUCCUCUUUGUCCUCAUCCUCCUCUUCCUCUCAUCCCUCCUCCUCUCCGCCUCUCCCGUCAGCAGACCUCUACACCACCAGUCAGGUCCGCUCCCGCAGCCUGCUCUUCUACGACGAAGGGUCUCCACUGGAGGAGACUUUAUCUCCAUCAGAAGCAGAGAGGCUACAGUCAGAGAGCCACGUGCAGACCAGCAGAUACACAGCGGAGGCCAACCAGACCACCGGGCCCAAAACAAACAGCAGAGAAACAAAACCAGAGUUUAUCUGACCCCUCCUCCCACGACAUCUAACCUCUGACCCCCAAAGCCACAAACCUCCAGACUCCUGAAACCCCUGAACUCAGCAGGCUUCACAUCAACAUCCAGACUUCCUCCGUCCUCCACAGCCGGCACACUGCCGUCACCACAAGGUGCUUCACUUCUCAAACAGACUCUGCUACACCUGAAUAUACUUGAUUUCAAAGGGAUUGGAAUUUCUAUUUUUAUGCAUUAAAUAUACAACCAUUUUAAAAAUCCAACUAAUCUUGUCAUAUUUAGUUUAAACAACAACCAGGGGCUUAAUUAUAGAAUCUAUAUACAAUCAUUUACAGAUACAAUGUGCAGCAUUUUAACAUAAAAAACUAUUGUAGUGUAGCGUUGCCAACAUCCUUUAGGAAUGAAAAAGGAAAUGUGGUCUUAGUAUCAAGAGAAACAGAUGUUUGCACCUUUAAGAACUCAUGAACAUAAAUGCAUACGGAUACUUGACAGACCUCCAAUUUGGGAGUGUAUAUUUUACUUUUCAAAGGCACUAAAUCGGGUCAGUGCUUUAAUUUUUAACCAGUCAUAUAUGUUGCUAAAGGGUUACAGCCAACACCUAAUGUGAUUAUCGAUUCAAGUUAGGAUAGAUCCUCAUAUUAGAGAAUAAUGGAUCUCAAAAAUUGAUUACAUUUCUGUUUCAGCUCUACGUUAAUAACAGUAUACGUAAACUAAACUUUAAAACUAGAUAAUAAGGAAAAGGAAGCCGUUCCAUUUUAAAAGUGCCUUCCACUUACUUAAGUCUAAUAUGACGAACUUGGCCUUAUUACACCUAAAGCACGCAGCUGUAAACCUGUAAACAAACACUCUGUAUUUUUCCACUUUUUAAAUCCAUCUCUGAGGUUAAAGUCCACAUUCUGCAUAUUUUUUUGUAUGUUAGUAUCAAAGGACUGUUAAAGGGGGUCCUACGAGAGGUUGGGGAACAAUUACAUAAAAGUAUUUUUAUGGAAUUAAAUUGUAUAUGUAAUAUAUUUGCAGCAUCGAAAAAAAUGCAUAUUUAAUUUAUGCAGCAAAAAAACAAAUACUGAAAGUGUUUUUAAGUUUGUUAUUCUAUUGUUUUUUCUAGAAAAUGUUUACAAAAAAAACACUCAAAUACAAGUUAUAAUAUAUUCCGAGCAUCAAAAAAGAGCAUUGUUAUUUUAUGCAAGAAAAAAAAAGGGAAUUUUAUGUUGUGUUUUUGCAUUUAGGAUGAUGAAGUUUCACAUGACGGUGUGUCGUGUAAACUUUGACAUUAUCUGCUUUUGUCUUUCAACUGUAAUACAGUGUUUAUGUUUCCUGCUGUCGCAUGAAAGGUCCAUUUGGUUCCUGUGUGAUAUAGAAAUGCCACUAGCUUGUAAAAUGUACUUUUAAAAUCUAUUUUUUUAGCCAUAAGGUGAAGUUUCUUAACCUAAAAAGCAGAAGAAAUUCAUCCCAAAUCAAAAGCACGAUCUUAAAUAAUUAGAACAUCGGCAAUUAUCAUAUUUUAUGUCAUAAAUU
Molecule: messenger RNA, 3208 nt
Organism: Trematomus bernacchii (emerald rockcod)
Lineage: Eukaryota; Metazoa; Chordata; Actinopteri; Perciformes; Nototheniidae
Gene: creb3l1
Product: cAMP responsive element binding protein 3-like 1
Exons: 13
Coding region: 199-1707 (502 amino acids)
Biological process (GO): regulation of transcription by RNA polymerase II
Molecular function (GO): cAMP response element binding; DNA-binding transcription factor activity, RNA polymerase II-specific
Source: RefSeq, a predicted model, not a curated record